Aspergillus sclerotioniger CBS 115572 is the source of this 1668-nucleotide messenger RNA. RefSeq lists its product as uncharacterized. The record is from RefSeq and is a predicted model, not a curated record. The coding region runs from base 1 to 1668 and encodes 555 amino acids. The transcript has 2 exons. NCBI's taxonomy places the organism in Eukaryota, Fungi, Ascomycota, Eurotiomycetes, Eurotiales, Aspergillaceae.
AUGUCCCCCAAGUCUCCCACCACUACGGUCACUUCCAUCGACAUGGUUUCCCAAGCUCAGGUCCUUGAUCGCUCCAUGCCGCCCCAGAGCGCCGCCUCCUCCGUGUCGCGCCACUCUCACUCCAGCCGGCGACACCGUCCUAGUCGCUCCCACCAUGGGGGUCUUACCCACCAGCCCCAGAACGAUUUUCCCAUCUUCACGCACACGGGCGAUGUCGAGAUUGUGAUCCGCGCAGGGGGGCAGGAGCACCGCUACCUCCUUCAUCGGCUGAUAUUGGCGCAAUGCUCCGGGUUCUUCGAGGCCAGCACCCGCGAGGAGUGGUCGCGACAAGCUGUCCCGCGGCCACCGAACCUGGACACGGGGGUCCUGUCGAGAAUCAGUGAAGACACCUCUUCGCUGUCGAACGGGUCCACUCUCGCCCAGUCGGAGAGCGGAGGAUCUGCUUGGUCGGUCGAGAAAAGACGGUGGAGGUACGAACUGGACUGGGUGAACAAGGCGGAGGACGAGGAGCCAAUUCUGGUGCAGAAGCCACCAAGCUUUUCCAGCGCCUUUGGGUACGAUGCAGGACAAUACCCUCCAUCCGUGACCAAACCAUCAAACACGCAAACGGGCUUUGUCCGGUCGAUGGCCAACCUGGCCGGGAUGCAGUCGGUGGUGAACCUACCACAUCGAGCCAGCAUGGCCAACCCCCCGACGGAUCCCAUCAUUCGCGACUAUGAUAACUUGUUCCGCCUGUUCUACAAUUACCCGCCCACGAUCAACACUGUCAAUAUUGCGACGGCCUACACGGAGUGCAGGGCCCUUCUCAACCUGGCCGAUAUGUACGACGCGCUGCCUGUGACCGGUCCCCGCGUUGACCACCAUCUCCUGGGCUUUGGCUCUCGAUUGUUCAAGCAAAUCGCCAAGUACCCCCCAAGCUACCUCAAACUGGGUUUCCUUGCACGCAGUCGAGUCAUUUUCUCCGAGGCUCUGAUUCACGUGGUGGGACAAUGGCCGGCUGCACUGCCGCACUUGCGCAACGGGCCGUACUCGCCGCUCCCAAAUUCCGUGCUGGACAUCAUUGAGGAUAAGGUGGAGGACCUAGAGGACCUGAAAGCGCGUAUUGAUUCAAAGCUCCUGCGGCUCACCCUGACGACCUCACGUGGCGAGCGUGUCAGCCCAACGAACGCCUACCUGGACUGGCUGGCUGUUUCCCUCUUCCGGCAAUGGCUCGUCGAUAGCACGACACCUCCGCCGACUCCCAUCCUUAAAAAUAGUUCGAAUGCGCAUGCCAGCACCAGCAACCACAACAGUCGCGGCUCGCAGUCGACCAGCCACCGACCAACAGACUCUAGCUCCAAGCCCGCCACCACGGCACCACCCUGGUCCCCAGCGCGCGUCUACCGUCUAAUCGGCUCCUCCUCCAGCCAAGCCUACCUAUCGCACGAGGACCUCAAACGAUUCCUCAAGGUACACCCGACGCCGUCAUCGGAAUCGCUGUACACACGGGAAGUCCUAAAACGGUUCGAGCGCAAGAUGGACGAGAUCAAGCGGCUGGCCCGCGAAAUCGUCAAACCACUCAUGCGCAACUUCCUCGAACUGGACCUCAAGGGCAGCGAAUACAGCGAAGGCGGGCUACCCUAUUUAACCUGCACCAAAGUCGAAGACGGGGAUAUCCCCUGGGAGUGA